AUGGAUUCGCUGGCCAGCUCAGCCCAGGCCUCCGAUGAUGGUGCCCGCAGGAAGCCCCGCCUGGCCGCCUCGUUGCAGAUCAACCCGGGGCCCAAACCCUGGCGCCCCUCGGCCAGCCUGAACCGGAACACCUGGGAGCGCCCGUCUACUCCCAGCGUGGACGAAGACCUGGAGGGCUCCGAGCAGGCCCUGGUCUCGGUGGUGGUGGACGGUGGCCCCGGGGAAGGGGCCGGAGUUGGGGAAGUAGGGACAGCCCGGGCUGCGGAAGAUGUAGAGGGACAGAUGGGGAAGGCUCCGAGGGGCUCGGGUCCCCCGGCAGGGCCCGCUGGAGAUUUCCAAGGGGCCUCCAGACGGAUGAGCCUGCCACUCAAAGACCCAGCCCCUAGCCAGGCCGUGUCCUUGCUGGCCCAGUAUGCGGCAGGCCUGGGCAUCUCGCUUGUCUUCAGAGAGGACCACAGGGCAGGUGCGUGCUUCCCUUUCUCGGCACAAGUGGAGCUGGAUGGCGUGAUGUGCCCGGCGGGCACUGCCAGCGACAAGCUGGAGGCCAAGCAGCAGGCGGCGCUGUCCGCCCUCCGCUACAUCCGGAGUCAGCUGGAGAGCCCAGAUCCCGUGCAGACUCCCAGCAGGCCUGCCUUCACUUCUGUGAGCGUAGAGCACAUCCUGACGCACGAACAGCGCUGUGCAGCUGCCGUCAGUGCCGGCUUUGACCGCCUGCUGGACGAAAACUCGCCGUACCGGGCCUGCAAGGGGACCGUGGCCGCAGUCAUCUUGGAAAGGGAGAUCCCAGAUGCCAAGGGCUAUGCCAAGGAGAUCUACCAGCUGGUGGCGCUGGGCACGGGCAGCAGCAGCUGUGGCGGCCGGCUGGAGUUCUCAGGCCGCCAGCUACAUGAUUGCCACGGCCUGGUUGUGGCCCGCAGGGCCCUGCUGAGGUUCCUCUUCCGACAACUCCUACUGGCCACGCUGGGAGGCCCCAAGGGCCAGGAGCGCUCCGUGCUAGCCCCUCAGUUGGGCCCUGGGCCCCCCUUUGCCCUCAAGCCCCGGAUCUUCCUGCAUCUCUAUGUCAGCAACACGCCCAAAGGAGCAGCCCACGACGUCUACCUCCCGCUGACCUUGGAAGCAGGCCUCCUGCACAGCCCCGCCUUCUGCCUGCAGGCCCAUGUGCACGGGCAGCUAAAGCCUGUGGGCUACCUGGCCCCCUCACUCCGUGACACCCACAUGGGGUGCCUGUCGGCCAGUGACAAGUUGGCACGCUGGGCUGUGCUGGGGCUGGGUGGUGCGCUGCUGAGCCACUUCCUGCCGCCGUUCUAUGCCACCAGCCUCGUCUUGGCGGACCCCUGCCACCACCUGCCCACUGUGAACAGAGCCGUGCAUACACGGCCCAGCCUGGACAGCACCCUCGGGCCAUGCCUGCCGCCACCCUAUGGCCGCAACACCCUGCACCUGUUUUCAGGGCCCUCUGUGGCCCCUGCCAACCCCGUCUCCAACACCUGCCACAACCUGAGCCUCAAUUGGAGCCUGGGGGACCCUGACGUGGAGGUGGUGGAUGUCACCACGGGGCGUGUGAAGGCCGAUGGCAGCCUCGGGCCUCCAUCCCGCCUCUGCAAGGCAGCCUUUCUCCGGGCCUUCCGCCAGGCCGCCCGUGCGCUGCGCAAGAGCCACCUGCUGGCCCUGAAGACCUAUGAGGCAGCCAAGGCUGGGCCCUACCAGGAGGCUCGCCAGCAGCUCUCUGCCCUCCUGGACCAGCAGGGCCUGGGGGCCUGGCCCUCGAAACCGCUCAUGGGCAAAUUCAGGAACUGAGACAGAUGUCUGGACUGAGACCCCGUGGGACAGCGCCUUGCUGGAGGAGGGCACCGUGGUGCUGGGGGCCGGGCGGGG
Molecule: messenger RNA, 1875 nt
Organism: Ochotona curzoniae (black-lipped pika)
Lineage: Eukaryota; Metazoa; Chordata; Mammalia; Lagomorpha; Ochotonidae
Gene: ADAD2
Product: adenosine deaminase domain containing 2
Exons: 10
Coding region: 1-1797 (598 amino acids)
Biological process (GO): adenosine to inosine editing; RNA processing
Cellular component (GO): cytoplasm; nucleolus
Molecular function (GO): tRNA-specific adenosine deaminase activity; double-stranded RNA adenosine deaminase activity; double-stranded RNA binding
Source: RefSeq, a predicted model, not a curated record